AUGUCCAAGCAUCCUUACCAAAGCCUCAACAUUGAUGAGCGCGUCAAAAGAGUAUUGGCUAGUACACCUCUUAUUGACGGCCACAAUGACUUGCCACAGCAGCCGAGAGCAUGCUUUCACGGCAAAAUUCACAACAAUGAAAAAUUCGACCUCAAUAAGGGUUUUGAGCGUGGCAUGACGGAUAUUCCGCGAUUGCGAGAAGGUGCCGUGGGAGGGCAGUUCUGGUCUGUCUGCGUGCCAUGUCUCCGAUCAGCAGAAAACUUUUCAACCCCAGAGUACUCUGAUAUGGCCAGGGAUGCGAUUGAGCAGAUUGAUCUGACACUGCGAUUGGUUGAGUCGUAUCCUGAGACUUUCCAACUUGUGAACGAGCCAGACGAGGUUGCAUCAGUAUAUGCAUCUGGAAAAAUUGCAUGCUCGAUUGGCAUUGAGGGACUGCACAUGGCAGGAAAUAGCAUUGGAAUUAUUAGGGCAUUCUACCGACUGGGGGUUCGAUACUGCACUCUGACGCACGUCUGUAAUAAUGCCUUUGCCGACAGCUCAACCUCCAAAGUUGGCCCAGUUCAUGGUGGGCUGUCCCAGCUGGGUCGCUCAGCUAUCGUCGAAAUGAAUCGAUUGGGCAUGAUUGUCGACAUUUCCCAUGUGUCGGAAGACUGUGCGCGGCAGGUGUUGCAAUUGACCAGAGCUCCAGUUAUGUUCUCGCAUUCGAAUGCCAAAGCUGUCUUUGACUGUGCCAGGAAUGUCCCAGACGAUAUUUUGGAUAUGGUUCCAAAGAACGGCGGCAUCGUCAUGGUGACAUUUGUUCCAGAGCAUGUCACGACGCGGCGAAGAGAUGCGACUCUGGAUAUGGUACUUGAUCACCUGUUUUACAUUGCCAAUCGCAUCGGAUGGGACCACGUAGGACUCGGAUCCGACUUUGAUGGAAUUGCUUCAGUGAUCAAGGAUUUGGAAGAUGUCAAAUGUUACCCGAGGUUGUUGCAAGCCAUUCUCGACCGAGGAGCGACUGAGGAACAGCUUGCCAAGGUAGCUGGUCAAAACAUCCUGCGUGUAUGGAAAGGAGUCGCAGCGAUCAGGGAUCGAAUGAAGUUGGAAAAUGUUUUGCCGGUGGAAGAUGUCUGGGCUGACCGAACUUGGUGGAGAUAUGAUGGGUAUUAUCAAAUGCCAGACCCAGAUCCCGAAGACAAGUUGGGUCUGGACUGGUACGGAGUACCGCCUCCCGACGAGGGUCUGUAUUUGGAGGACAAGGAGACUGCCAAAUAG
Pestalotiopsis fici W106-1 is the source of this 1257-nucleotide messenger RNA. RefSeq lists its product as uncharacterized. Gene Ontology annotation, molecular function: metallodipeptidase activity. The record is from RefSeq and is a predicted model, not a curated record. Gene Ontology annotation, biological process: proteolysis. The coding region runs from base 1 to 1257 and encodes 418 amino acids. The transcript has 5 exons. Lineage: Eukaryota; Fungi; Ascomycota; Sordariomycetes; Amphisphaeriales; Sporocadaceae.